Notothenia coriiceps (black rockcod) is the source of this 3004-nucleotide messenger RNA. RefSeq names its product treslin-like. Gene Ontology annotation, cellular component: nucleus. Lineage: Eukaryota; Metazoa; Chordata; Actinopteri; Perciformes; Nototheniidae. The record is from RefSeq and is a predicted model, not a curated record. Gene Ontology annotation, molecular function: chromatin binding. Gene Ontology annotation, biological process: regulation of DNA-templated DNA replication initiation; mitotic DNA replication checkpoint signaling; DNA replication. The transcript has 3 exons. The coding region runs from base 136 to 2466 and encodes 776 amino acids.
UUGUUUUAGAGCCCAAAUAAAACGCCAACUAAGUCACGUGGUAAACAUGGGAGGGCCACACAUGGGACCACAACACCAAGAACUCCAAGGACCCCUCGUACCCCAGGAUCCCCCAAAACCCCGCCUCGGUUCAGGAUGCGUGUUUCCCCCGCUGCUCAGAGCCCAGUAGCAGGAAGCUCUCGUGAAGUAGGUAUGGCUCUGAGAGGAAGUCCUUUCAGAUCUCCAGCCAAACGCGCUCUAGUGGUCGAGACACCGACUAAGGAGAGCCCUCUGAGGAGCCCGCUGAAGGGGAUUCUCAGGACUCCGAUCAAGGUCUUGGUUGAAUCCUCUUCCGGGUUACAUAUUCUCAAUAGCCCAAUUACCCAGACUCCCAAGAAGAGCGUCACAUGGUCUCCAUCUCCUCGAAAAUGUAGAGUGGCAGAGAGCAGCGGUACUUUCAAGGUGCCAGAGUCACCGAGCGUUGCACCUCGCUCUUCUCCUACACUGAGAAACAAACUGUUCUGCAGUCCUGUCAAAAGCACAAACACUAAAAGAGACAUUUUCAAGACUCCAGAAAAGACUUGUCAAGUGAAACUGAUGAGGAUUUCUGAAACUCCGGAUAAAGUUCUUCUGACACAGGAUACAAAUCCAAAGUCCUCUGAAAAACUUGACGGGAUGAAAACACCUGAGAAAGUCAGUCUACUGGAAAUGCCUAACCCUCCACAAUCCACACCACCACAAAACCACAACCUGUCACCUAAACCCAACACUAGAACUAAUUCGAAGACUCUUAGUCCUAAUCGCAUGGUGACUCGUUCUGGACGAACUCCAGCCAAACAUGUAAACAUUUCAUCUCCAUGUAAGCCAGUGUUUGCGCCAGCAGAACGUUCUACCAUUUCAGAAGGACCAGAUAAAUCAAGAAAGACUCCAGUAAAGUCCUUAAGAAGAACAAGGUCUGGUCAAGGUGCUGGAACCCCCAGACGCAUCUUAAGAUCCCAGUCUAGUGAGGAUCUUCCCUCGAAACUAAACACAGAACCUGCUGAGCACUGUGAGCUUGUGGUGAAGAACAUUCAGUCCGAUGCAAAAGACGAGGUACAAGCAGAACCUUCACAAACCUCUGAAACGGACUCUAGUCCCCACAGAGAUUCCCACCAGCUUGACUCUUCACGUUUUAACUCCACAGACGAUGAAAGUAUGGACAUUGUCGAUGCUGCGGUUGUCAAUACUCAGUUCAGUGGAGGUAUCAAGAUGAACAUCAGCUUUUCACGAAAGUCCUCAACGUCCGGGGAAGCCUUUUUGUCGAACAUGUCGUCUCCUAAAUCACGUCCGGCACUCCCGGGAACACCUAGCCGGAGCUACGGUUUCCGACAGACCCCCGACCGCCAACAGAGGGAAGCUGCAGCUCGUCUGGGUUACGGAAAUGAAUCCCCUCGAUUUUCAACCCCAAGAGGUUUAGCUAAACGUAGUCGUCAAAAGAGCAUGGGUACUCCCAACCCUAUGACUUACCAGGUAGAAAUGGAAAUGCAAACAUCGGGAGUUCCUAAGCUCAAAAUCAAACGCACAGAUUCCAUGAACGCGGGCGAUUCGGCCUCAGAUGGCGACCCUCGAUCGGGAGCUUGGAGCCCCUUAGUUGGUGUGAAACCUUCUCAGCUGGAAAGCCCCUUGGCUCUGUUCUCUAAGCACAGAGAUCCGGGAUGUGUCUCACCGUCUCUCUGUACUCACGUCACCCCGGCAAAAAGCACGCCUGGAAAAGGUGGGAGCGUCCAAACGUUCAUUUGUCAGUCCUACACCCCGACACACUAUCCUGGGGGAACAAUGUCUCCCAUGAUAGCAGACAUAAUUCCCCUCACUCCUUCACCACAGAGCGGAGGUAAAGCCACCCCAGACAACCUGAACAGCUGGCCCCGCAGGAAGAGAGCUCAGAUUGGGCUGGGUGGAGGCAAGGAUCGGGGCCUGAAGAUGGAGCCUAUGCUGGGGGAGUUGUUAGAGCAAGCUGAGCUCGGAGUUAGCAGACUGCAGGACUUCGAGGACACGGAGGAGCCGUCAAACAAUAAAGCAGCAGGAUCAGCUUUGACCUCCAAACGGUCUCUCCCAGCUGGAGCAGAUGCUUCUCCUCUGUCUCCACUGGAGGACUUGUACUGGUUUGAGCAGCUGGGUGGAGCUGAUCCUCAGGGAGAAGAAGAUGAUGAUGAUGAAGAAGACAUCCUCUGGGCCACCGGGACUGGAGACGUCAAGUCAGUAGCGACGCCCCCCGGCUCCACGGCGAGGAAGCCGGUGACAGCGAGUGGGAUUUUGGCGCUCACUCAAUCCCCGCUGUUGUUCAAGGGAAAAGCCGGCUCUGCUAGCAAGAGAACACCCAACUUUAAAGAUGAAGCAGCAACAGGGAGGAGGAUAGAGGUGGAGGGAGUGGAGGUCUCUCCCUUCAGCCAGCCAAUCAGACGGGCUGACACAGGACGGUCCUACAGCAGGAAGAGGCUGCUGCACUGAACCACAAACAUUGUCCGUUGUGUUUCACUGUGAGCCUUCCUCUCACACGCUUUGUCUGAGAGAGCUUUUGAUGGCAGAUCUGAAGGAUGUCUUUCAGGCGCCACUUGAAAGGCUGGAGCAUGAAUGUCUCUCUCAGUCUCCACUAGCACUUCUUCUUUCUGUCCUAAACAACUGUUUCUGUUUCAAUCAGGAGAUUUUAUUAUGAUAGGUACGUUUAGCUGUGAGUUGAAAAGCUAAGCAGUUCUUCCAAGAUGUUUAAAAUUGUUCCUAUUAAUGAUUUUAUCAAAGUGUGUUAGCCACCCAAGUCUCCCUGAAGCUAAAAUGGUGAUAUUAUGUCAUCAGUGUUUUGAAAUAAGCAAUUUUACAAUCAAGUCUAAAUGUGUUUCUGUGAAUAUUCAUGUUUAUUUAUUAGUCUGUUUUUCUGUCAUAAACUUACUUUUUAUGUGAAAGGGAAGGGCCUAAUGAUUGAUUCAUAUUGUAAAUACCUUAUGUUCCAAAUACUUUAUGUAAAUAAAAAUCUGUUUUCUUAAUUAAGGGA